AUGUUGCUUGUACUGGGGAUGAUUCUAGUACAGUUUAUGGGUGUCAGGACUCAAGAGGAGUCACUCAUUACUAUCCCAGCUGGACCAAUUAGAGGAACUUUGAACUCACUUGAAGAAUUCAAAUAUAUACCGCAAUUUCAAGGCAAAGAUCUGGAGUUCAGGACGUAUCUCGGAAUCCCAUAUGCCGAUCCUCCCGUUGGGGAUCUGAGAUUCCGACCUCCACGAGCGUUGACGACAACAUGGAAUGAGACAAGGAACGCAACAGAGUAUGGCAAAGUCUGCAUUCAGAAUCCUUUUAUAUACCAGUCACAAGGGGGCUCUGUUGACAACAUGUCAGAGGACUGUUUGACCUUGAACAUAUGGGCACCAGGGAAUGGGUCAGACUCGCAACCAAAGGCUGUCAUGGUGUGGAUACAUGGAGGAGGGUUCCAAUUUGGGGGAACUGAUAAAACGUAUGAUGGUACAGCACUUGGCGUGAUGGGAGAUGUAAUAUUUGUGUCUAUGAACUACAGAUUGAAUGUCUUUGGAUUUCUCAGCACAGGAAAUAGUGUAGUCCCAGGAAACAUGGGAUUGCUUGACCAGAAGCUGGCACUCCAUUGGGUAAAGGAGAAUAUAGCAAGGUUUGGAGGUGACCCAGAAAGGAUAACAAUAUUUGGAGAAUCUGCAGGUGCAACUGCUGUUACAAUACAGGCCUUUUCCCCACAAAACAAGGGCCUUUUUCAGCGUGUAAUCGCACAGAGUGGGUCUCUCCUUGCAUCAUGGGUCUUUAACAUGGAGGACACUGUUCCAUCAAUCAAAAGUAUGGGACAACAACUAGGCUGUAGUAACGACAGUAUGGUUAACCUAGUGGAGUGCCUACGUGGUUUAGAUGCCACUGAGCUGUAUGCUGCAUGUAAGAUUAUUUAUUAA
Messenger RNA from Owenia fusiformis, 909 nucleotides. The record is from the annotation of a GenBank genome assembly. Lineage: Eukaryota; Metazoa; Annelida; Polychaeta; Sabellida; Oweniidae.